Brienomyrus brachyistius is the source of this 1320-nucleotide messenger RNA. RefSeq names its product gap junction protein alpha 8 paralog a (gene gja8a). The transcript has a single exon. NCBI's taxonomy places the organism in Eukaryota, Metazoa, Chordata, Actinopteri, Osteoglossiformes, Mormyridae. The record is from RefSeq and is a predicted model, not a curated record. Gene Ontology annotation, cellular component: connexin complex. Gene Ontology annotation, biological process: cell communication. Bases 4 to 1107 code for a protein of 367 amino acids.
ACCAUGGGUGACUGGAGCUUCUUGGGAAACGUCCUGGAGGAGGUAAAUGAGCACUCAACAGUGAUCGGCAGGGUAUGGCUGACUGUGCUCUUCAUCUUCCGGAUCCUCACCCUGGGAACGGCGGCAGAGUUUGUCUGGGGUGACGAACAGUCAGACUUCAUCUGCAACACCAAGCAGCCGGGCUGUGAGAACGUGUGUUACGACGAAGCCUUUCCCAUUUCGCACAUCCGGCUCUGGGUUCUCCAGAUCAUCUUUGUCUCCACACCGUCACUGAUGUAUGUCGGCCAUGCUGUGCACCAUAUCCAUAUGGAGGAGAAGCGCAAGGAGAGAGAGGAGGUGGAGGUGAGCCACAGGCAGAAGACAGGAGAGGAACAUCUGCCAUCAACACCCGACCAAGGCAAUGUUCAUGCUGUCAAGGAGGCCACCACCAAAGGUGGCAAGAAGUACCGUCUAAAGGGCACCUUGCUACUGACCUACACCUGCCAUAUCAUCUUCAAGACCCUCUUUGAGGUGGGUUUCAUAACGGGUCAGUACUACCUCUAUGGUUUCAGCAUCCUUCCCCUGUACAAGUGUGCCCGGUGGCCCUGCCCCAACGUUGUAGAUUGCUUUGUCUCGCGGCCCACCGAAAAGACCAUAUUCAUCAUCUUUAUGGUGACUGUGGCCUUUGUGUCACUCUUCCUUAACUUUGUGGAGAUCUUCUACCUGGGGAUCAGGAAGAUCCGCUGUUUAUCCUGCGAGCCCUCAAUGCCGCAAAGUGAUUCAAGUUUACCCUCUGUGGCCAUGUUCUCGAUCCAGAAGAUGCAGAGAUACAACCUACUGAAAGACAGGCCCACAGCCCAGUUCUACUGCAUUACCAAGGAGGGGCUGGAGGAAGAGAGGCUCUGCAUGCCCCACAGUACACUGGAGAAGAAGGUGGCAGAUCCAACCAUGCUAAAGCAGCCCAUGAGGUAUGGUGAAGGUGCCACCCCCUAUGUUGUGACCACGGAGCCAAAAGAAGAGGAGCAAGAGCAUCCUGUCGAAGCCACUGAGACGAUACAAGACAUCAGACCUCUGAGUAGCUUGAGCAAAGCCAGCAGCAGGGCAAGGUCAGAUGAUCUCACUGUUUGAGCCUGAGAAGCAGGAAGCAGGUCCCCUUAUGAGACUGCAGGGGCACAAGGGGGUUUUCAAGGGGAGCAACCUUUAAGGAGGCCAAUGCUUAAAGGCAGGGAGAGCGAAAGGAAGGCAGAGAAAAACGGCCAAAAUGUUUCCACGGUUAGUGAGAAAUGCGCUUACGGUGAUGAACUUUCAUUUUAUGCUGCUGAAUUUUUUAAUAAUAUUUCU